Molecule: messenger RNA, 1038 nt
Organism: Culex quinquefasciatus (southern house mosquito)
Lineage: Eukaryota; Metazoa; Arthropoda; Insecta; Diptera; Culicidae
Exons: 3
Coding region: 1-900 (299 amino acids)
Source: RefSeq, a predicted model, not a curated record
AUGAGCAAGCAACCACUUGGCUGUCGCUGGCGGUUCGCUGUGGCAGUCCAGUGGGUAGAGACUCUGGAUGGAAGUUGCAUCAGUAGUAAGAAGGACAAGCACCGGUCGAAUGGCGAGUGGUACGAGAAUAAAGGCCGGAAUCGCGAUCCGCGAUCCAGGGAAAAGGACCGUCAUCGGUACAAGCACAGAUCUUCGUCGGGUAAAUCGUCGAGUUCGCUGUCCUCGAAGCAUCACCGUAAGGAACGCCACCGAAAGCUGUCCCACUCUUCGUCGUCCUCGGAUCGGUAUCCGCACAGUGGAGCAGUUAGCAGGCGAGAAUCGAUCGCGAGUGUUACGGAGGACUGUCUGCGGCAUCGUCACACGCUCUCCUGCCGAUACCUGAUCAACCCGUCGACCUCCAGCGAGUUCAUGUACAAGGUCCAACGUCAGCGCAAGAUUUGGUGGAUGCGGUACGUGUGCGAUCCGGGCCGGUUCUUCAUUUCGGACCUCGAGGAAGACCUGGGGGACUUUCGAAUCAAGGUGGGCCGAACCAGCAGUAAAAGGAUUCGGCCCAGUAUGCUGCGGCUGCGUCAGUGCGUCGAAGUGGCCACGCUGCAGAUCGUGCUGGAUGCGUUUGAAAGUGGCGGCGAUGCAAGCGUGAGGGUUCACCGCAAGCUGACGCCGUUCAAGUGUGGCAUCGUGUGUCUUUCCGACAGUAAGUACUGCGUUCUUGUUUCUGAUUUGAGUUGUAACUGUCUUUCUCGCCCCGCCCUGUUGCCGGAGUUGCGUGACCAGGCCAAACACCUGUGCAACGUGCUGCGCAAAGCGAACCUUCCCGUGCUCGACUGCUCCGAGCGUAACGGCGGUCGUUCCCUGGCCAAACAGCUGCACCACCUCGACUCGAUAGCCGUCCCGUACUGAAUGCUGCUGCGCGACCAGUGUCUCCAGAAUGGCCUCUUUCAGCUGCGGUCCCGCGACACCACCCUCAGCGAAACGAUUCACAUCUCGGAUUUACCGCAAUAUUUAUUGAAAAUAGUAACAAGUUGAGUUUAAUAAAUA